Messenger RNA from Solea senegalensis (Senegalese sole), 2043 nucleotides. RefSeq lists its product as uncharacterized. The record is from RefSeq and is a predicted model, not a curated record. The coding region runs from base 307 to 825 and encodes 172 amino acids. The transcript has 4 exons. Lineage: Eukaryota; Metazoa; Chordata; Actinopteri; Pleuronectiformes; Soleidae.
UUGACCGCAGUGCCUCAUCAGAGCUCGGCUCAGCUGAAUUGUGAAAUGAACGAUUCGUUUUCGUGACUGAUUCAGUUCAGUUCGUCCACGAUAGCGACCUCCGUUGCUGCAGACACAUGCCAUUGGUCUCCGGUACUGCAGACGUAGUAUUAUUGUCUCAUUCCGACCCGUGAAUGCAGCCGUAGUGCGCUUGAAGGUGGAAGCAGUGCUGAGUAACGUUAACAGUCCGGACUCCAGACAAGGAGCGAACAGGCCAGGUCAUAACGUGGUGUUGCUGUAGAUCUGAUCGAUUGGGCAAACGUCGGCAUGGAGCUGCACCUGUUCACCACGGUCUGUCUCCUCUUUGGCAGGAUAAUGAUAACGCAUCAGACUCACAUGAACUCUGUGUCCUCGUUUCUGUUCACACCACGUGGGCCCCAGAUGUUUCCAUGUCUAACUUACCUGGAGAGAAAUGUCAGGGUCGACUGUGAGUUUCCACCCACCUACCAGGUCCCAGGUCCCUACUGUGAGUAUCGGCAGGACAGCCGGCUGGUGGGCAGCACCUACCCCAAUGCUGUCAUCUACGUGUCCACUGAAGACCGCAGGAGAAGCAAUGUGAGCCUGGUCACUCCCAAUCUGUGCCGUCUCACCUGGGCCCCGCUGGCUGAUGAGAAGCCUUACACCUACACCUGCAGAGUUUACCAAGGCAACAGCUGGAAAGAGAACAGCAUGGCUGUGCACCACAGAAUCCUGCCUAUAUGCUCUGCAAUCACUCUUAAAUCUGCACCAUGGCUUUUGUCCCUGGUGAUGUCACUUCCUUUGGCUGUUGGUCUUCUAAGUCCAUGAACUCUCACAUUUACGGAGAUUCGAAGCUAUGAAAACCUUUUAACAUAAAUACGAGUGAAUGUGUAAAUCACUGGACAAUAUUUAAAAUGUUUCUCUGUGAUGUGAAAGAUUUCAUGUAAAAUACCAUAUUCUCACCCCUGUACAAUUGCACACCAUUGUUUGACAAUGCUAUCAAAACAUGAACAAAAUCAUAGUGAUAACAAAUUAAAGACCGUCAGCAAAUUAAAUAGCGAAAAGUGUUCUAAGUUAUUGUUUCUGUUUUAGAUGUGAACUACUGUCUCAAUCAGUGGCUAAAUAACAAAUCUUUUUGUAGAAGGCCAAACAAAUAUUAAUUGUCUGAUCUCUUCAACAUAAGAUAAAGGGAUCUUAUGUGUGCCAUUAGGAACUGAAUUUGAAUUAUUUACAACACUCAAUUUGAACAAUUGCUUUUAAAAUUAGAACAUCAACUGAAUCUGAAUGUAUUGGUUUCAAAGUGUAUAGCAAUAAAUUACUAAAGGUGAGGAGAGCCCAUGUAUUGGCUGUUUCGUGCAAUAGAUUUAUGAAUGAUUUAACAUGGCUAAUCAGCUUUCAGUUCGCCUUAUUUUGUUAUGUUCACCACUUUGUGCAACUAUGCUUACAGAAUUGUAUCACUACAAGUUUGCUUUUGAAUAAUAGUAAAUAAUAACUGCUCAAACACUGCCUUUCCUGCUAGUACCACACACCUACAGUUUAGAUGUCAUCUCUUUUACCUAGUUAAAGAAAACGAUUGCUUCCCUAUUGGAAUGUGAUCAAAGAAAUCCUUAACAUGAUUGGGGUAUUUCUUAAGCAUAAAUACAUUUGAACAAGUCAUUGCAAUGUAGUGCUUUGUAGAGGUUAUCUAUGCAGCCUUUAGGUCAGAGUCAGCCUACUGAGAACAAGAUGGUGGCAUAAUGUUAAUGUCAUAUCCUGUGUGUUAACCAUUGACAAUUCUCUCCUUCUGAUCACUUGUGAAAGUACAUAUUACUGUAUGUGUAUAGUACAGAAAUGUAUUGCAUCCUUUUAAUUAUUCAAAGUAGCUUCCAUUUAAACAUUUAAUUUUGUAUUCCAUUUAACAUUAAUGCAAUUUUUUUUUAAAUUGAUGUCAUUAAGAACUAAAUGUUAUCGCUUUCUUUUAUUUUUUUAUUAACUAGUUGGUUAUGCUUGCAAUAAAACAUUUAUAUUUAUAAAAUAAUCAGUUAUUUUUGUUAAACUGUAUUUUAA